UGUAAAAUCAGAAAGGGUAGCUGUUAGGAGACGACUGACUGCGGAUUCGGUAAAAUGAAAGGGAAAGAAUUGGAUAAUUUCGUUUUACCCAACACCGGGUUUAGAUAACGAUGAUAAGUGAAGAGUUGGGUGUUCCUUACAGUUGAGAAAGAUUGUUUUCCUUGUACGGUAAAGGAAAACACUACUUUGGAACAGUGACUCAAGUGAUACUGUUUGUAAUAGAAAUAAAAAGGUGUCGUAUUGAUAUGGUUAAACAAUGUCCACACGAUAAGGUCAGUCAACUUGGAAAUUUUCCACAUUGGCGGCUUCUAUAAAUUAUCUCCAGGAAGGAGAGUUGGUCAGCAGUCAUUUCCAAUGGAUCAUUUGAAGGAGGCUGGAAUUGGUAUAUUCAUUGCAUUCUCUUAUCUGGGUGCGGGCACAAACUCAAGAAGCUCAUCUCUUCAUUUCACCACUCAGACGUGAGCAGCAGAGGAAGUAAGCAGCAAUUCAGUUUAUGCUUCUUCUCCGUCUCCUCUUUUCUUUCUUAUCUAAGAGCAGAGAGAUUUCUUCCAUGGAAAUUGUGGGUCCUCUGACUCAGGUAAUUUGUAGCUCAUGCAAAAGUAUUGCUACAAGGGUGAGCAAUGUGGUCAAUGUGAAUCAAAUGGUUCGCUCCCUCACUACUGCACUAAAGGAAUUGAAGGAUAAAAGCGAUGAUUUAAAGAGACGGGUUGGUCGUGCUGAUUUGGAGGGGUUGACCUGCACAAAACAAGUCCAAGGAUGGCUAGAAAGAGUAGAAGUUGUUGAAUCUAAAGCAAGCUUGAUCACAGAAACUCUUGGGCAGCGAAAUGAAUGCUAUAGGUGUUGCUCAGCAAAUUUUUGUUCAAAAUACAAGCUGAGCAAGAAAGUUUCAAAGUUGCAAAGAGAAAUUAAUGAACUUAUUGGCAAAGGAGCUUUUGAUACUGUUGUAGCAGAUAGGUUGUCUCCUGAAGCAGUUCAGGAGGUGCCUAAUAGGCCUGCUGUUGGCCUAUGUAUGAUGUUGGAGAGGGUUAUGCAAUUUCUUUCUGAGGAUGAAGUUGGAACCGUUGGAAUUUACGGAAUGGGAGGCGUUGGGAAGACAACCCUCUUGAAGAGUAUUAACAAUGAAUUUCUUACCACAUCACACUGUUACGAUGUAGUCAUAUGGGUUGUGGUCUCAAAGGAUUUUGCUGCUGAUAAGAUUCAACAGGCUGUUGGGACCAGGUUAGGCUUGUCUUGGGAAGAGAGUGAGAGCCAGCAACAGCGAGCAUUAAAAAUACGUAGAGUUAUGAGAAAGACAAAAUUUCUCCUGUUAUUGGAUGAUGUUUGGGAAGGAAUUGAUCUUCAGAAUAUUGGAAUUCCUCUGCCACAAAAGGAAAAGAAUUGCAAGGUGAUAUUUACAGCACGUUCACUGGAUGUUUGCAGCGACAUGGAUGCUCACCGGAAGCUGAAAGUGGAAUUCUUGGGAGAGGAGGACUCGUGGAAACUCUUCAGUGACAAGGUUGGAGGAAGGGAGAUUUUGGAGUUGGAAUCAAUUCGACCUUAUGCUGAGACCAUUGUCAGAAAAUGUGGAGGAUUGCCGCUUGCCUUAAUCACCAUUGGGAAAGCCAUGGCUAAUAAAGAGACUGAAGAAGAAUGGAAGUAUGCAAUAGACGUACUAAGCAGAUCUCCAUCGGAACUUAGAGGUAUGGAAGAUGUGUUUACUCUUCUAAAAUUUAGCUAUGACAAUCUGGAGACUGAUACAUUGAGGUCAUGCUUCUUAUACUGUUCUCUGUACCCUGAAGACUACUCUAUUGAUAAAGAGCAGCUUAUAGAGUAUUGGAUAGGGGAAGGAUUUCUAGACAGCUCUCAUGACAGUAAUGUCCAUAAUAAAGGACAUGCUAUCAUUGGAUCUCUGAAAGUUGCAUGCCUAUUAGAAACUGGUGAAGAAAAAACACAAGUAAAGAUGCAUGAUGUUAUCAGAAGUUUUGCUUUGUGGAUAGCAACUGAGUGUGGAUUCAACAAGGGUUUAUUUCUAGUUGAGGCCAGUAUGGGGCUCACUGCAGCACCCAUAGCUGAAAGGUGGAAGGAAGCUCAGAGAAUUUCGUUGAUGGACAAUGGAAUCACUACUCUAACAGAGUUAUCUGAGUGCCCCAAUUUAUUAACCUUACUGCUUCAAUAUAACAGUGGCUUGAGCAGAAUUCCAAAUGCAUUUUUCGAAUUUAUGCCUUCCCUAAGAGUUCUGGAUUUGUCAUUAACCAGUAUUAGAGAGAUCCCUGCAUCUAUCAACAAAUUAGUUGAGUUGCAACAUUUUGAUUUAUCAGGAACAAAGAUAACAGAAUUGCCUGAAGAGCUUGGAGAUCUGGUGAAGUUGAAGCAUUUGGAUCUGCAACGAACAAGUUCUCUUAGAACAAUUCCACAAAAGGCUGUAGCAGGCCUUUUGCAAUUGAGAGUCCUGAACUUUUAUUAUAGUUAUACAGGUUGGGAAGAUCACAAUUGUGAGGGUGUGAAUGAAGUUGGAAUUGCAGACUUGGAAUGCUUGAAGCACUUGACCACACUUGGAAUAACUGUGAAGGAAUUGAUGACCCUGAAGAGGCUUGAUAAUUUCGGUAGCUUAUUGAAAUGUAUACAGUAUUUGUACAUUAAAGAGUGUAAAGACUUGCUUUAUUUACAAGUAUCAUCAAAUUCCAGUUUUGGCCGAAGUUUGAGAAGGCUUAGCAUCAAUAACUGUUAUGACCUACAUUACUUGCAAGUUGAUAAAGCGGCUGGAGACAAUUGGCUUCCCGCCCUGGAAGUUCUUGCUUUGCAUGGCCUUCCCAGCCUAGCAAUAGUGUGGAAGAAUCCUGUGACUCGAAAAUGUCUGCAAAAUCUUCGUUUCGUAAAUAUAUGGCAUUGCCAUAGGUUGAAGAAUGUUUCGUGGGUUAUACAACUUCCAAAGCUAGAAGUUAUUUACUUGAUGUACUGCAAAGAGAUUGAAGAAAUAGUUACCAGGGACAUGAUACAAAUGGAAGAUUCAGAGGCAUUUCCUAACCUCAAAACUCUUUCUAUACGAGACCUUCCUGAGCUGAAAAGUAUCACUCAAUGGGCAUUGGUUUUUCCUUCCCUGGAAAGCAUUGCUGUGAUUGAUUGCCCGCGGCUGAAAAAGCUACCAAUCAAAACUCAUAAGAACUUGACAUUACCAACAGUGUACGGGAGCAAGGAAUGGUGGGAUGGACUUGAGUGGGAUGAAUGCACCACUGAAUCUGCUUUCCUUCCAAAGUUUAUGUCAAUCUGAUGCACAUCUAUAUGUGUGAUAUUUAAAGGUAUGUCUUGCUUUAGCUGAAAACCUUGCUAUUUCUAUCAAUUUCUCACGUUCUUUCACA
Messenger RNA from Hevea brasiliensis (rubber tree), 3335 nucleotides. RefSeq names its product disease resistance protein RPS2. The transcript has a single exon. The record is from RefSeq and is a predicted model, not a curated record. Lineage: Eukaryota; Viridiplantae; Streptophyta; Magnoliopsida; Malpighiales; Euphorbiaceae. The coding region runs from base 494 to 3247 and encodes 917 amino acids. Gene Ontology annotation, molecular function: ADP binding; protein binding; ATP hydrolysis activity.